Molecule: messenger RNA, 1030 nt
Organism: Arabidopsis arenosa
Lineage: Eukaryota; Viridiplantae; Streptophyta; Magnoliopsida; Brassicales; Brassicaceae
Source: the annotation of a GenBank genome assembly
AUGUCAACGAUGAAUUCUGAUAAAGAACUCGCCGAUAUCGGAGCUAGCAGUUCCGACAACACCAAUUACUUCUACAGCUCGGAGAGAAGAGAGCACAUGUUCGACAAAGUGUUGACACCAAGUGACGUCGGUAAACUAAACCGGCUCGUGAUUCCAAAGCAACAUGCAGAGAACUACUUCCCUUUAGAGGGCAAUCAAAACGGCACAGUGUUGGAUUUCCAAGACAGAAACGGCAAGAUGUGGAGGUUUCGUUACUCGUAUUGGAACAGUAGCCAAAGCUACGUGAUGACCAAAGGAUGGAGCCGUUUCGUCAAAGAGAAGAAACUCUUCGCCGGAGACACCGUCUCUUUCCACCGUGGCUUCAUCCCCGACGAUAACGCACCACCGGAAAGACGCCGGAAAAUAAUGUUCAUUGAUUGGAGGCAUAGAGCCGAGAUAAACCUCGUACACAACUUUAACCAGCAUAACUUCAUUUUCGGGUCUCCGACAUAUCCAACGGCUAGGUUUUAUCCGGUCACGCCGGAAUAUUCCAUGCCAAGCCACCGGAGUUUUCCACCGUUUUAUCAUAACCAAUUUCAAGAACGGGAAUAUUUAGGGUAUGGUUAUGGUAGAAUUGUGAACGGUAAUGGAGCGCGUUACUACGCAGGAUCACCGUUGGAUCAUCAUCAGUGGAAUCUUGGUAGAUCUGAGCCGUUGGUUUAUGACUCGGUUCCUGUUUUUCCAGCGGGGAGGGUACUUCCAUCGGCGCCUCCUCAGCCGUCGACGACGAAGAAGCUGAGGCUGUUUGGGGUUGACGUGGAAGAGUCUACAUCUUCAGGGGAGACACGUGGCGAAAUGGGAGUUCCAGGGUACUCUUCGUCGUCUCCGGUUGUGAUCAGAGACGAUGAUCAAUCGUUUUGGAAGUCGCCACGUGGCGAAAUGGGUGCAUCGUCUUCUUCGGCUAUGCAGCUAAGUGAUGAUGAAGAAUGUAAGAGGAAAGGGAAAUCUUUAGAGUUUUGAAGAUAGAACAAAAUAAGAACUAAGUAGUAAU